AUCCAACACUUUGAAAUCAUCGCUAGAAAGCUCCCAAGCAACUCUUCUGAAAAACCACCACUCUUCAGAAUGAACAUCUUUGCUCCAAACAAGGUCAUUGCUAGAUCUCGUUUCUGGUAUUUCAUGAGCAGAAUCAACAAGUUGAAGAAGGCUAACGGUGAAAUCGUCUCCAUGAAGGAAGUCAAGGAAACCAACCCAGAAAAGGUUAAGAACUUCGGUGUCUGGCUCAGAUAUAACAGCAGAUCUAACAUUAGAAACAUGUACAAGGAAUAUCGUGAUGUUACCGUCUCUGGUGCUGUCAAGCAAAUGUACGACGAAAUGGCUUCUAGACACAUGGCUAGAUUCUUCUCCAUCCACGUUAGAAAGGCUGAACAAGUUGUUGAACCAAAGAGAGAACACAUUGUCACUUUCUCUGCUCCUGAUGUUCAAUUCCCA
This is a messenger RNA of Naegleria gruberi, 435 nucleotides long. RefSeq lists its product as uncharacterized. The transcript has a single exon. The annotation marks the transcript as partial. Gene Ontology annotation, biological process: translation. The record is from RefSeq and is a predicted model, not a curated record. NCBI's taxonomy places the organism in Eukaryota, Heterolobosea, Eutetramitea, Acrasida, Naegleriidae. Gene Ontology annotation, cellular component: cytosolic large ribosomal subunit; ribosome. Gene Ontology annotation, molecular function: structural constituent of ribosome.